Plectropomus leopardus (leopard coralgrouper) is the source of this 5821-nucleotide messenger RNA. RefSeq names its product synaptotagmin-like 2b (gene sytl2b). Gene Ontology annotation, cellular component: exocytic vesicle; plasma membrane. Gene Ontology annotation, molecular function: neurexin family protein binding; small GTPase binding. The record is from RefSeq and is a predicted model, not a curated record. Gene Ontology annotation, biological process: exocytosis; intracellular protein transport. Lineage: Eukaryota; Metazoa; Chordata; Actinopteri; Perciformes; Serranidae.
ACACUUCAACACCUACUUCAGCUGCUGUCUGUUAACACAUGAGGAUGGGAGUUACAGGAGCCGUUUGUUACCAGCCUGGAGGCAUCCUGUGAGUGAUGGAUCCAGCCGGUGGCUGCUCCAUACUUGCUUGUUUCAACACCUGCCCGCUGAGAGGAGGAACCAUGAUCGACCUGAGCCACCUGACGGAGGAGGAGCAGGGGAUGAUAAUGACGGUGCUGAGGAGGGACGCCGAACUGAAGAAGGCUGAGGAGGAGAGAAUCAGGAGACUGGAGAAACUACUGGAUAACGGCUCGCAGUCGGACGCUGAGCUGAAGUACCUGACUGGAGAGUGGUUUUACGAGGCCAAGUCUCGCAGACACAUGGACAAGAUCCACGGCUCAGAGAUCAUCCUGGCCUCCAUGAAACAGAGGAAAGCUGGUCUAGACGGUUCUCUCAGAAUGGAACGAUCUAAAACACCCAGCAGUCAAGGUUCAGAUGGUGUCCCUCCGCCGAAACCUGCCAGAUGUUUUGAAGGACUACAGCCACAGAAAAUCAACGAUGCAGAAAAAGAAAAUCUAAAUUCAACGGUCCGCUCUCCAAGAACGUCUUUUUCUUUCAAGCCGAGGCACAACCCUUUCAACCGCGCUUCCCUUAUUGUUGUUGAGCCACCUGAAAAUGUUGAUGACACGCCAAUCAGCCGAGACCAGGAGUCAUCUGUGACAGAGCCCAUAUCUCCACUGAAGAUCCAACCAGCAGAGGCGAGUCAGACUUCAGGGGGCUCUGUCACAUCAGAGGGCUCCUCUGUAGGUUUCAGACCAGUGCCAAAGAAGAGGACAUUUCUCUCAAGACAAACGUCUUGUCAGUUAGAAAGCACCCACCUGGUGUUAGACACUCAGGGAGGGUCAGUGGGGAUUGUUCCCGCCCCAAGACGGAGCCUCCAGCGAGGGUCCAGUGAGAGCUCUAACCAGUCCUGCCUGAAGGGCCAAGAUGAAAUGUCUCAAAAAAGUGAUGUUUCUUAUCAAGUAUCUCAGUCUGCUCAGCCAUCCAAACCUCUAGAUGAAAUCUCCCAGCAGCCACUUUGUGAUGUAUCUCAGGUUUCGUCUAAUUCCAGUGUGGAGAGAGAAAGGAACCUAGCUUCUAUAACAAGAGACCGACCAGCCACAUACACGAGGAGUGAUGCGUCAACAGACAGAGAGAUCCCACAGAAGAACAAUGCACGAGAUGAUUGGACACAAAGAGAAUAUGAGGCGUCGAACACUGUCGUUCUGCAAACCGGCAGCAUUCAGGAUUCAGACGGAGGAAACAACAGCAGCGUAGGAGGAGCAACGAGGCAGGAAGAGCUGAGUUUACCCCAAAGCACUGUGGAUCCAGAACCACCAGUAUCUUAUGAUCUCAACUUCAUUGAUAUGUCUGAUCAGCAAGUGCCGAAGAAAUCAAGUCAGAAACACGCGUUUCAAUUAUCCACGCAGUCCACCAGUCCCACUGGUGAUGAGGACUCCAUUGCCAAGGUGCUGGACUGGUUCAACCGCAGCACAGACAGCCUUGAAGAUGAUGGUCCAAAGGUCACAAAGAGCUCUGUUAAACAUACAGAAAUCAGCAGAGGUGAAGAUUCAUUACGACAGGAUGUUGGGGAUAUAAUAAGUGAUAGAAAGAAUGAAACUCUUGAAAUGAGGAGAAAUCCCUUACAAAGACAGACCACUGAGGCUUUGGAGUCAAGAGCAACAGACAGAACAGGCAACAGGGAAGUGAUCGAAACACAAGAAGACGGUAGCAAGGAUAACAGAGAAAGAAUGCGGCCAGCAGAAGUUAAAGAUAAUACGGAUGAAAGCCAACCACCCCAAAUCUCUCAUCUGAUGUCAUUCUGGGAGAAAAGCAAUCCAGGACCUAAAAUUCUUAUCAGCAAAUCAAACACACCUGGCGACAAAGGACGAAAACCUGUUCAUCUCUCAGCAGAGAAAGACGAGAAGAGAGUGAACAAACCUUACAAAGCACCUGAUAUGCCCUCUGUGCCCGGAAUAUACAAUGAGAAGGGAAUUUAUUAUACGGACCAAAAAAAUAAUGGGGACGAUGCACAGUUAAAUAAUAACCAAGAGGUAGACAGUCUGGUUAUGAAUACUUAUGACCCAAAAUACAACUCAGAUUAUUUAAAAUCAGCAGCCAGACAGAUAGCUGACAGAAGAGAAUCAGACACAGAGAUUUUAUGUGUAAGUCCACAGCCUAAAACACCAAUCAACCUUCCACAACCUGACAGUAUUUCCCAAUCAAGAGAAACCACACUGCAAGACGAACUGUCCAGAAUUGUUCCUGUAUCUCAGCUGGAGAUGGAUCUGGACUCUGAUAAGUUCUGUUCAUCCAAAAAUACCCCCUACAUGGACUACAAGAAAGGCAAUAUACAAGUCACCUCCAGAGCACAAAUUUCAAGUGAAGAUGUAAAGACGAGGGACAGUGAGGAUAAAAAUGUGCAAUCAAGCAUGUCUCCUAAACGAAAGGAGGAUAAAGACAGACUAAAUAGUCCUCGCUCAAACAGACAGAGCAUAUCGCAUCAAGAAAGUACUGCAGAGAAGAUAAAGCAGCUCAAAUCUUUCUGGGAGCAGGAGGGGAACAAGCCUACAUUUUACACUGGGAAACCUAAAGCUCUUGGGGAUGGUAGAGUCGCUCGUGGUUCAAAUCAGGCAAAACUGAAUAAAAGAUACACAAAGUCGGAGUUUGAUCUGACGUCAGUUGGAAACGAUUAUGACAGUGAUGAGGACCCCUCGGCAAGAAAUCAUCCUAACUUUACUGUUCUUCCUUUGAAUCAGAGAAUAGAAAAGUCGUCCCCUAAUCUGGGCACGAGCCGAGCACAAUUUAAUACUCUGCGUGAGUUUUGGGGUGAUGCAACAUCAGAUAACAAGGGACCAUUUCCCUUUGACAAACCCAAAAGUCCAAAGAGGAAAGAGCCGAUAAAAUCUCAGCUUUCAUCUCAGGAGUUAAAGUGUGGUGACCCAGAGAUAUCAGAGACAACACGACCAGCUCUCAUGAGGUCAUCUCCACCUCUUCCGAAUCGAUCAAAGCUGCCUCAUGAUAGACAACCGGGGUCAAGAGCAAUGAAUGGCGGCAAAAACAAUCUGUCUCAUUAUACGACAGCUGAGUCCAAAAGGAGCUCUAAAGACUCAAAUAAAGAGGAGAAAUCCACAAAAGUAGUAAGCAGCCCUGGAAGAGAGAUUCGUUCUCCAAAGAGCAGAAAAGACAGCUUUAGCAAUUCGAGUAGUCGUGGAAGUUCCAUGCGUCGUGCCACUAGCAUGUUCGCUCUGAGCGUUCCUGACAAUGAAGAGCUUAUAAUCGAUGUAAGCCCCGUCCACUCCCACAGCAGAAAGCAGAGGCAGAAUGCAGAGAAAGGCGCCUCGCCAAAAAGAUCACAAGAGGAUACUGAGACUCUGACACCACGUGCACGGGCAUGUGUGCCAAGAGACUACCGGCAUUACCUGGGCAUGACAGAUGACAGCAGCGUCCACACCUCCCUCGCCCCAGCUGUGAAGGAUGAGGGGCCAGAAAGGAAGUCUGGGUAUGAGUUUGACGUGAGCAUGCCGAUGAGGACCAGCACUCCAGUGAGCUCCGAGGAGCGAUACACCAGGAGGGGCGGCAAGACAAGCCAGCGCCCUCUGUGGACAAACUACAGCAGCUCAGACGCGGGUCAGGAGUCAUCUGUGAGCAGCACGUCUGAUACCCGGCCCACCUCGAGGAACAGUUCAACCCGGGAAUAUGAUCAUGAGGACUUAGACCUUGUAAGGAAAGCAUUGAGGCGAGCAGAAGCACGGCCUAAAAGCCUGGCUAAAAGUGUGGAGGACAUCACAGCAUCCUUAUCACCACGACAAGAACGAAGGCAAGACCCAACUGAUGAAUCCAGACGCAUUAGUGACGUUUCAUCCAUCCCAUCGUAUUCUUCAUCCUUAUAUUCGGAUCUAGAGCAACUGAAGAAGAUGAGCAAAUCAGUUCCUUCAUUCUUACAAGAGGAGGACCUUGGCAGAGACAGUGACUCCAUCUACGAGGACAGUGACCUCCAUGGAAGACUAACGAUGAGCAGCUCUUUGAGUAACCUCACCAGCUCCUCUGGCAUGGCGACUUCGUCUUCUCUGAGUGGAAGUGUGAUGACCAUGUACAGCGGGGACUUUGGGAAUGUGGACGUUCAGGGAAACAUCCAGUUUUCCAUCAACUACAUCCAUAAGCUCAGAGAGUUUCACAUCUUUGUGGCUGAGCUCCACGACCUGGCUGCUGUCGACCCAAAGCGGGGCCGUUCAGACCCAUACGUCAAAAGCUACCUGGUUCCUGACAAAGCUAAUCUGGGGAAGAGGAAAACAUCUGUCAAAAAGAAGACACUGAAUCCAACUUUCAACGAGAUCCUCAGAUAUCGUGUUCGCAUGGAGUACCUUCGAACCCAGACGCUCAUUCUCUCAGUUUGGCAUCACGACACCUUUGGCAGGAACAGUUUCCUGGGCGAGGUAGACGUGGACCUCUCUAAGUGGGACUUUGACCACACCCAGAUGAACUACUUAGCCCUGAAAGCAAGGACCGCACCCACUCUAGAGCCAUCACAUGGUCGAGGAGAGAUGAGACUAGCCCUGCGUUUCUUGCCACAGAUCAUCCACAGUGAAGGAACGAUUAAAGGGCUUCCAAACACAGGAGAGGUUCACAUUUGGGUGAAAGAAUGCAAGAACCUGCCUCUAAUCAGAGCCGCCAUCGACCCAUAUGUUAAGUGCUUUGUGCUGCCAGACACGAGCAGGAGGAGUCGGCAGAAGACGCGUGUGCUGCGGAGGACAGUGGACCCUGCGUUUAACCACACGAUGGUGUACGACGGCAUCAGAGAGGCUGAUCUAUUAGAGGCCUGCGUGGAGCUCACUGUCUGGGACCGGGACAGGCUUGCCAGCAAUCUGCUGGGCGGCCUAAGGCUUGGCGCUGGAACAGGCAAAAGUUAUGGUGCACCGGUGGACUGGAUGGACUCAACUCCCUAUGAGGCAGCCCUAUGGGAGCGCAUGAUGACCACCCCGAAUGAGUGGGUGGAGGACGUACUCCCAUUAAGAGUGCUAAGCUCUGCAAAAACUACUUUCAAAUAAGACAAAGUAAACCAAACUGCAAAUACACUACAUUCUUUGUGAGAUAUAAACAGAAUAAAUGAAAGAUAAACAUAUAAAUUCAGUCAGGAAAAGCUUCCAAAACCCUGAUGAAAAACAAAAUAAAGUGAAGACAUCGGAGUGAAAAACUGGAAUCAACCAGCUGUAAUUUUACCCUCCAAAGGUAUAACACCCUUUUCCAUUAAAUGGUGAAAACAAACACCCAUGGAGAAUAAGUUUUGUAUAAAUCCAGACACUGGCACAGUUCGAGCUAUUCUUGGAGAAAUAAUGAAGAAGAAAUUUAAGACACCCACUGGUCUUUGUGUUUGUUUACGGUGUUCAAACAAAGAAUGUCACCGGGAAAAAAAUUGAACAAGGAGCUGGAUUUUGACUACAUCUUUUGACAAUUCACACAAUAUGAAGAAGGUCCACCAUUCUGUCUUGUUAAGUGAUUUAUUUGCCAUAAUGUGCAACACUAUAUGUUUAGUCCCUAAAUAUCUCAUGAGCCAAAUUAUCAAGAUCCAAUCUCAGUGAGCUUUUAUUAGGUAAACAUGUGAUGGAAAAAAGAGUGGGAACAAUAAAAAAAAUGUAAAUGUUUACUUAACCAGCUGUAUCUUCUGAAAACCACACUUUUGUGACUAACUUUUAUUUUGACAGUAUUGUUAUAUCAAAUUGAAUUUGCAUACCUGCAUGUCUGACACAAAAACUGUUGCACUUACUCAUAUUAACCAUAAGUGAAAGUAAAUAAAUUAAAUGCA